Molecule: messenger RNA, 2653 nt
Organism: Larimichthys crocea (large yellow croaker)
Lineage: Eukaryota; Metazoa; Chordata; Actinopteri; Sciaenidae
Gene: cdkn1d
Product: cyclin-dependent kinase inhibitor 1D
Exons: 3
Coding region: 362-901 (179 amino acids)
Biological process (GO): signal transduction by p53 class mediator; regulation of mitotic cell cycle
Cellular component (GO): nucleus
Molecular function (GO): cyclin-dependent protein serine/threonine kinase inhibitor activity
Source: RefSeq, a predicted model, not a curated record
UUUAAUUGUCGUAAGAAUUUAUGAUAGCCGCGUUUUCACCUCCUGGCCGCGCUCCAACAAUGACUGUUUUGAUGGAAACCCACGUGACUGACUCCGCUAAUAGGACCUCCUCCUCCUCCGCCACCUCCUCCUGUCUUCUGAGCUCCUUUACAAACAAGUCGCAGAUAAGAAGCCAAGAAGGACCCUCCCGUGGGUAGUGCCUCACGAACACUUCUCAACGUGACACUGUUUAUUUCCACGGCGCUGUCAGGAGCACUCUUCACUUCUUCCUCUGACUUGGAGCUAGUGUGUGCGUGUUUUUGCGGACGGAUAUCAACUUUUGAAAACUUUUUUUUUUUUAGGACACUGACGCUGAUGGGAAAUGGCUAAGGUCUCUCCAUCAACAUUAACAUCAACAGCAGCAAUGGCAUCUGACUCAGAGCUCUCACGUCUUGGGGGCAUCGAGGCAUUAAAUUUGAAGGUGGGGCCGGUGCGGAGGAACCUCUUCGGGCCGGUGGACCACCAGCAGCUGCAGCAGGACUUCCAGCGGCUGCUCUGCAUGAGCGUGGAAGUGGCCAACAAGCGCUGGAACUUCGACUUCCAGAGCGAGAUGCCGGGAAAUGGCACCAACGUCGAGUGGGAGGAGCUCAGGUGCCAGGACGUGCCGGCGUUUUACCGCAGCUGCACGGUUAGGGCAGCGGCGCCACUGCAGGACAAAAGGCGGACGUCUUCUUCGUCGUCAGGCGAUUGUUCCCCGGGGUCCAGCAGCUCGUCCGGGUCUGGGGAUGAGUAUCUGGAGGUGACCACAAGGGGGUGCUACCGGCUCAAACGGCAAGGAAAACGCAAACAGUCUGCCAUCACAGAUUUCUUCAAGGUGAAGAAGACCAAGCUUCUCCAUUACAAAGCAUCUUCCCGGCAGUAGAAAAGCACAACUAAGACCUAGUGGGAGAUCACUUAGUGGUCGAGAUCCCUACUACACGUCACCUCACAUAGAUAUGUGUCAUAUCAUAUGUAUAUAUGUAGCAAUUUGUAACUGACUGUCAACAAGCUCAUGCAGCAUGGGCUUAAAAACUCCUCCUGACACCACAUACCUUAAAUUUUCAGCACAAGGAAGCUACCAUUUUUUUCCUACUUAGUCAAGCUCAGACUUUAGAAACGGUUUGUGUUGAUAAUUACAAAUAUUCUAUAUACUGUUUUUCUCAGCUUUUGACUAUACUGUGAAAUGAUUUUGAAUGCACUCUUAAUAACAGAAACCAGGCUUUUGUUUUAAGAGGUUAAUUUUCUUCUGAGCGGGGCCUCGGAUAGUAUUUGACCUCAGUCCUCAACCUUUUUUCCUCCCUCUUGCUAAAAGUCACAAAGAGGUUUCAAUUAGAUGAGUUACUAUUCCUGGCCUCGCGUCACACUUAGCCUUUAGUCUCGCCCCACAGCUCCCAAAGCACGAGAGUCGAGCCAGAGGUCAAAACCUCACCCAGGGCUCAAAAUUUGGCAGCGCGACUGUGAUUAGCUCCAGGUUAAAGGUCAACGGUGGAGGUCUGGCGAUGAGAUAAUGCGGCCGUACCUGUACGAUAAGUGACUUCAAAUCUUAAAAGUACUAAUAAUAAUGUUUCAUAUGUGACUAUUUAUUUAUUAUUCUUGAUGGUAUAUCAUCAAAAUAAAAUAAACAAGCAAUAAAACGAGGUAAGAUAAGGUGUUAGGAAACCUGUGCCAUUGCCCCCAAAUUAUGCGUUAGUCAUUAUGGCUCAUAUACACUCCACCGUUGCCGCUUAGAAAUAUUGGCUAUAAAUACUUUACACCAUCACAACAUAGCAAAAAAAAAUAUUCCAACUAUAUUCCCUUUUUUGCUUUGUAUUAUUUGCAUAAUGGGGUUGUAAAAAAUCUCUCUAUUUUUUGGCAACAGACCUGAACAUACCUUAUUAUGUUUUUCAUCAGGUUCAUGCUUGUAACUUAUGUAGCAUUUUUUUCCCCGCUCUUUGUCUUCAUGCGAUUUUCACCUUGUAGGUUUUAAACACGCCUCUUUUCUCCAUGAAGGGAAUGUAGCGUUUUAUCACUGUGCUGCAGCUCAAGAGGGAUCAAAACUUUUUUUCUGUUUUGAUAUGAAGAGUCGAGCUGCUUCGCAUUUUUCCUGUCGCUGUGCUGUUCUUUUCUGUGUCUCUUCAAGUGUACAUACGUGUGUUUGUGUGCGAAAGUGUCUGUUUUAUCUUGAGGUUAAACUUUAUGGCAGCUGAGGCAGUUGAACCAAAGAAAAUUGCUGUGCCAUUAAAUUUAGAGACGCAUCAUUUAUACAAAGUUGUUCACUGUUUGAGUGAUCAGUUAUGGGUCUCGAGCAUGUCCAGAUCUUCAAAUAUAUUGUGUAAACACACCUUAAGUGACUCAAAUAGGACGUGCGUGCCUACUUCUUUUUCCCUGACUACAGUAAUGGAUUAAAAGCCAUAACCUGGAUUAAUCUACUCUACUACCUCAUCAAGUGAUUCAGUAAAACAAACAAGUUAAAUAGAUGUAAAAAUGUAGCUCAGGUUGUCUGUGUCCACAGACGAAAGAGAGACAGCGAGACAGGAACGAGGGGGGUUCGGGGCUUAUUAUUCUGUUGUGGUAAAAGCUGUCGAGGUUCAGCGCUCCGUGUAGAGUUUCACAUCAGGUAAAAGAGUCAGUGUGUCAGAGCGGGGCCCAGCGCCAC